AUGGACGAGCAAUUAAUUGAAAAAGUUAGAGAACAUGAAUUUCUAUAUAAUCAUAUAUCACAUGAUUAUCGUGAUCAGCAUAUACAACACACUGCUUGGGAAGAAAUUGUGAAAGAGUUACAAAUAUCAGGUAAAUUCAAAUAUAACUCAUUAAAUUAAAUUACCAUGUGUAUUGUCACUUGUUAAAAAUUAUAAAUAUUAUGAUAGAAAACUCGAAUAUAAAAUUGUAUAAUGCAAGUGCGCUGCCGUUGUAUAUUAUAUAGGCAUAUUGGUAGUGAAAUCUAUAAAUAACUUAUCGGACCUUAAUAUACCAGCGUUUUAUGUGAAAAAUACAAAAAUAAUGUCGUGUAUAAUAUUAUAAUAAUACAUGCAGAGCAGUAGUAUAAUAGUGCACUAAGCUAUAUUAUUCACUGUUACUACACUAUAUAUUAUUUAAUAUUAUUUUUACACAACCAUAUUUUCGACUAACCAUAAACAAAAAUAAACAUAUUAAAAUAACAUAUUCUUUAUUAAUAUAAUUCGACAAAAUUGUAUUAUACAGACAUCGAAAAUAAAGAUUUUAAACUAUUAAAAACGUUAGUUUUUAUUUAUUAAUUAUGAAUGAAUUCUCCCUUUUCGAAAACUUUCAACUUGCCAAAUUACACUACCAGUAUCAGAAUUAAAAUAAUCUCUAAAUUUUUCUGGAACUUAAAAUGCUUCACAAGUGUUAUUUCUUCUUAGUGAAUCUUAAUGCAGUAAAGCUACUUCUGGCAGUUGAACUAACUCUAUAUUGGGUUCAAACGCAUUGUUUGCAAUGUUACAUGUUAUGCAAACAGCAUGACGCAAGCACAAUUUUGUCCAUAAAUUCUGGUUGUACUUCUAAGGGCCCACAGAAACACCUUCAACUAGCAGCUAAGAUUCCAAAGGCGUUCUCCACAACACGUCUAGCUCGUGAUAACCUAUAA
Messenger RNA from Cinara cedri, 944 nucleotides. NCBI's taxonomy places the organism in Eukaryota, Metazoa, Arthropoda, Insecta, Hemiptera, Aphididae. The record is from the annotation of a GenBank genome assembly.